AUGACUGUUACUAGUAUUGUCAAUGACAGUAAGAUCUUGGUUGAUGAUGCUGACUUUCGCCCCCCCGACCGUUUCGCAGCCCCGCUUGCCGUCAAACCCCCUUUCGUCAGUAUCCACACAACGCGAAAUGAUCCUGGUACCGAGUUUGAAACACUUGGGAAGGAUCUCACGGAGGCCAUGAGCGCCUAUGUAGGCUAUCUGAGGGACGAGAAGCUGCCAUUACCCUCUUUGGACCCAAGUGCAGUGGACUCCCCAGCAGUCAAGCAUGCAGACGGACUAGCAAGCAAAGACAAGAUCAUCAAGCUGGCGCAGGAGAUAUGCGCGAGGACGAUGGAUCCGAAGAUGAAUCUUUUGAUCAGCUCGCUGCAGUUUCACUUUUGCUCGUGUCUGCAAACGGCUCUCCACCUGCGUGUCCACGACCACAUCCCGAAGAAUGGAAACGUGGCGGCUAGGGACCUCGCUACUGCCGUUGGUGCGGAAGAGGCACUGCUGACGCGUAUCAUGCGCGUCCUCACAAACAAAUACAUCUUCGCCGAGCCCAAACCAGGCUACUACUCUCAUACAGCGAUGUCCUGGAUGAUACGCGGGCCCAACGAGUACCACCUUCUGGCACACAGACUCGAUGAACCUUUCCGCGCCGCCAGCCGCCAAGCCGACGCCCUCGCCGCCGGGGGAUACCGCGAGCCCCACAGCAACGACCCCUUCGGCUUCCACCUGGCGUUUAACACCCGGCGUAACUUCUGGGGCUAUCUGGCUACCGAGGACCUCGAGCGGGGACAGCGGUUCGCGCGCGCGAUGCAGGCCGUCAACCUGAAUACCCUGGACGUGAUACCGGAGAUGUACCCGUUCAAAAAACUGGUCGCGGACGGAGGCGUGGUGGUCGAUGUUGGCGGAGGGUUGGGGCAGGUAGCCAGGAAGAUCCAGGCCUACUAUCCGGAUAGUGGGCUGCGGUAUAUUGUGCAGGAUGGGUUUGCCCCUAUGGAUUCCACCACCGACGAUGCGUCGGGGGUGGAGAUCCAGCGGCAUAACUUUUUGGAGCCUCAACCUAUCAAGGGCGCCGCGGCGUACUUCUUCCGACACAUUUUUCAUGACUGGCCCGACAGCACAUGCGUGCACAUCCUCAAGCAGACGGCGGAAGCCAUGGACGCCACCCGGAGCCGCAUCCUGAUCUGCGAUCAAAUCAUGGACGAGGCAUUGCCGUCAGUCCCGUCGAUGCUGUACGAUAUCGACAUGAUGACGCUGUUCGGCGGCAAGGAGCGCACCCUGCGGCAAUGGGACGCGCUGCUCAAGGCGGCAGACGAGAGGCUCUAUGUCAGCAAUAUAGUAAAGAAGAUGACCACAACGAUCAUUGAAGUGCGUGUGGGGGAUACCAAGUAG
This is a messenger RNA of Aspergillus affinis, 1377 nucleotides long. RefSeq lists its product as uncharacterized. The transcript has 5 exons. The coding region runs from base 1 to 1377 and encodes 458 amino acids. The record is from RefSeq and is a predicted model, not a curated record. Gene Ontology annotation, molecular function: O-methyltransferase activity. NCBI's taxonomy places the organism in Eukaryota, Fungi, Ascomycota, Eurotiomycetes, Eurotiales, Aspergillaceae.